GCGCUGGCUGCCCCCGUGGGCGCAGGUGAGGAGCAGGGGCCUCAUCGAGCUGAAGGGCAAGGGCAGCGUCGAGGCCUUCCUGCUGGACCACCCGGGCUGUCAGCCCAGCCCCGGCAGCGCGCGCGGCUCCGGCGGCGGCGCCCGGCGGAGGUCGUCCCUGGAGGCCAUGCUCCGCGACCACUCGCUGAGCUCGGCCCAGGAGUCGUCGGACUACGAGGCGAAGCCGCGCAUCAGGAAGGCCAAGACUCGGGCCACGCGGCUGCUCACGCGGGCACCGACUCGGGCGGGUUCGAAGCCGCAGUCCGUGAUGAGCGGCCAUGAGGGCGAGGACGCCGGCAUGGACGAGGACGCAGAGGUGCUUGCCAAGGUCCUGGAGGAGUUCACCGUGCCGGACGAAAGCAGUCUUGAGUCGGGGUCCCUCCAGAACUUGCUGGAGUCCGUGUGGACCCUAGGGUUGGGGCGAUUGUCGGACAAGGACGAGGAGGCGUGGUUUCAUUGGCACCACAUCAACAGUAUCUGCCACAAGUUGCCCGAGAGGCUCGACAGGCAUUUCCUCGGCAUCUGCAUCACGACGGCAAUGGACAGCACAUUCAUGGUGAUGGCGCCCAGCCGCAGUCUCAAGCACAUAUACUGGGGGGAGUCUGCGUUCGAAGUGUUUCUGUUGUGCCGAGUCUUGAUCAUGUUGAUCAUCAAGUCUUGGCAGAAACUUGCGUCUGGCGACUUCAUCCGGGCACAUCCUCGGCCGGCGCAGACGGGCAUUCUUGUUUCCUAUUGUGCCAUUGUGUUGUUGCUUCACCUUUCUUACACUGCCAUGACGAACGAUUGGAUGCUUCUUCACGACCACGACCAAUUUGUCCAAGACAUCCUGGAUUGCCCAAACUAUGCAGAGCGCUUGAGUCUCACCAAGGUAUUCUUGAACGACACGCCCCAUUAUAUCCGGUUGAAUAUAUUCAAGGUCCUUUCCUUCACUGCGUUCUGGGUGGUGACCUUGGUGCACCCUCUGCGCUUCAUACCCUCUUGCACCUACGUUUUCCUCAGCUACCUCGUGUGCAGGAUCGGCUCGUGGAUGGGCCUGAGUGCGAUGAAGUUCUGCUUCUCGGAGACUAGCAUAUUCGUGUUGAGCAGCGUGGGGCAGGCGUGGCUGCAGUACACGGCGGAGCACAACAGCCGGGCCCGGUUCAGGCAGCUGGCCACGAUCGAGCGGAGCCAGGGCGCGAUGGAGAGCAUCCUGGAUGCCCUGCUGCCAGAGAUGGUGAAGCAGGGCGCCGAGCUCCCCUCGCACUACUACCACAACGCGACCAUCUGCCAGUCGGACCUCGUAGGUUUCACCAAGCUCGCGAGCACGAAGAGGCACGAUGAGGUCGUUGAGCUCGUCAGGGACCUCUUCGGCGCGUUUGACGACCUGCUGGGCCGGCCCGGCGACCGUGGCAAGUACGACAUUUGGAAGGUGGAGACCGUGGGCGACGCGUAUAUCGCCGGGCAGGCCGACUUCCCGUUCACGCGGACGAACAAUCCAAUCCACGUGGUGGCCUUCGGCAUGGAAGUCAUCAAGGUGACCAAGAAGUGGUCAAGCCGGAACGGGUUUAACGUCGGCUGCCGGGUGGGCAUUCACACGGGGUCGUGCAUCGGGGGCAUGGUCGGCGAGGAGAUGCAGAGGUAUCAUUUGUUCGGUGAUUUCAUGUCCUGCCUCGAAGGUCUCGAGUCCACCGCCCCAGAGGAUGGAGUGCAAGUCAGCGGCAGCUGCAUGAACGCUGUCCUUGACCGCAUCAAGGCGGACAACCUCCCAGCGGACCAGGUCAAGUUCUUCGCCAGGGCGGAGAAAGAGCUCAAGACCUCCAAGGGCGAGCGCGUGCCCUACGAG
Prorocentrum cordatum is the source of this 1861-nucleotide messenger RNA. The record is from the annotation of a GenBank genome assembly. NCBI's taxonomy places the organism in Eukaryota, Dinophyceae, Prorocentrales, Prorocentraceae.